Dermatophagoides pteronyssinus (European house dust mite) is the source of this 1371-nucleotide messenger RNA. RefSeq names its product sodium/hydrogen exchanger 1-like. Gene Ontology annotation, biological process: regulation of intracellular pH; potassium ion transmembrane transport; proton transmembrane transport. The record is from RefSeq and is a predicted model, not a curated record. Gene Ontology annotation, cellular component: plasma membrane. Lineage: Eukaryota; Metazoa; Arthropoda; Arachnida; Sarcoptiformes; Pyroglyphidae. Gene Ontology annotation, molecular function: potassium:proton antiporter activity; sodium:proton antiporter activity.
AAUAUCAUAUUGAUUGGCAUGUCAUUAUAUGCUGUCAUGAACAUCAAUAACGAUCCAACAUUAUCAUCGAUUUCUGUGUUAGAAAUGAUGAUCUUCUCAACAUCAAUCAGUGCCAUCGAUCCUGUUUGUGUGUUGGCUUUGUUUAAAGAUUUCAAAGUGAAAAAAUCGCUCUAUUAUUUGGUUUUUGGUGAAUCAUUACUUAAUGAUGCAGUCGUUAUAGUCGUACAUGGAAUUCUAAUUGAAACAUUUCGUUCAACUACAUCAAGAUCAUUUUCGACCAUCACAUUAUUUUUAAAUGGUUUUAUUAAGUUUGUUGUUGUCAGUUUCGGUAGCCUUUUUAUUGGUCUAUUUCAUGGAAUUUUUUCGACAAUAUUAACAAUAAUUGCCAGUAAAAACAGAAAUGGCCAUUAUCAAGAAAUUGAACCGAUCUUGAUGAUCAUAUUGUCCUAUGGUUCCUAUAUGAUUGCCGAACUAAUCGGAUGGUCAGGUGUCUUAAGCAUUAUUGCAUGUGGUCUGUUUCAAACAGAAUUUGCUCUGGCUAAUGUAUCAAUACGGUCUCGAAUAACAGUAAAAAGUUCAAUCGAAACUUUAAGUUCUAUUUGCGAUAAAAUGAUAUUCAUAUUUCUUGGAAUGAUUUUCAUCCGAAAUGAACAUAAUUGGAAUUUUAUAUUUAUUUUAUAUACAAUAAUAUUCUGCAUCCUUUAUAGAUUUAUUGCAAUCAUUAUAUUGACUUUUUUCGUCAAUCAUUAUUGGAUUAGUCGGUGGUCAAAAUUAAUGGUUACUCGUUGGAUAAAAUUUGCCGAACAAAUUCUUCUGGUUCAUGUUGGACUUCGUGGUGCGAUUGCAUUCGCUUUGAUUUCUUUAUCAUACCAAAAACAACCAAUGAAUUAUCAUAAUCAAAUUGUAUCCGAGCCGAUUUUUUUCUGUGAUUGUAAUGAUUUUCAAUCCAAUACAUCAUCGAUGAACAUGUCAACGUAUCAGCUAUUUCAGACAACAACAUUAUUCAUCAUAAUAUUCACCGUAUUCAUUAUGGGUUCUACCACACAACCUUUAUUAGCAUAUUUGAAAAUUGUCAUCGAUAACAAACAUAAUCGACAGGCUAAAUUAUCAAAAAAACCAUCUUGUUGUUGUCGAUUUCAAUGUCUACCAAGACAAUCAAAUGAAAAGUUGUUUGAUAGACUUAAUAAUCAGAUAAAAGAAAUGGUCAAUAAUUGUAACUUAAGAUCAUCAUCAUCGAUUGUUUAUCCAGUGACAAUCAACAUUCGUUUGGAAUCAAAUGAUGGAAUUCCGUCUAAUGGAAACGGAAAUGUUGUUCGAAAAGAACGAGAAAAAGUAUCAAUAAUAGAAAUUGAUUCCAUUCCAACAUUAUGA